Molecule: messenger RNA, 4804 nt
Organism: Phascolarctos cinereus (koala)
Lineage: Eukaryota; Metazoa; Chordata; Mammalia; Diprotodontia; Phascolarctidae
Gene: NCLN
Product: nicalin
Biological process (GO): regulation of signal transduction
Cellular component (GO): membrane
Source: RefSeq, a predicted model, not a curated record
GGGUGUACGCGGUGCUGCCUGAAGGACCCCGGGGCUGUCCAUGCCGCUGUGCUGCCGGCGGAUCAGGAGUCCGAGCUUCGGGAGCCCGAGCCCGUACCGCCGCCGCCGUCCGUGUCCCUGCCGGAGCGCCGCCGACCGCAGGCCGCCCCUGCCCGGCCGCCAGGAUGCUGGAGGAGGCGGGAGAGGUGCUGGAGAACAUGCUGAAGGCCUCGUGCCUGCCUCUCAGCUUCAUCGUCUUCCUGCCCGCCGUGCUGCUGCUCGUGGCGCCGCCGCUGCCCACCGCCGACGCGGCGCACGAGUUCACCGUCUACCGCAUGCAGCAGUACGACCUGCAGGGCCAGGCUUACGGCACCCGAAACGCAGUACUCAACACGGAGGCGAGGACGGUGGAGGCGGAUGUGCUGAGCCGCCGCUGCGUCAUGAUGCGGCUGGUGGAUUUCUCCUAUGAGCAGUACCAGAAGGCCCUCAGGCAGUCGGCCGGGGCCGUGGUCAUCAUCCUGCCUCGGGCCAUGGCUGCUGUGCCGCAGGACGUCAUCCGCCAAUUCAUGGAGAUCGAGCCUGAGAUGCUGGCCAUGGAGACCAUCGUCCCUGUCUACUUUGCAGUGGAGGAUGAAGCCUUGCUUUCCAUCUAUGAGCAGACACAGGCUGCCUCCGCCUCCCAGGGCUCAGCAUCUGCAGCUGAAGUUCUGCUGCACACAGCCACUGCCAACGGCUUCCAGAUGGUCACGAGUGGGGCCCAGAGCAAAGCUGUGAGCGACUGGCUCAUUACCAGUGUAGAGGGCCGGCUGACAGGACUAGGCGGAGAGGACCUUCCCACCAUUGUCAUUGUGGCCCACUACGACUCCUUUGGGGUGGCCCCUUGGCUUUCUCAUGGAGCAGACUCCAAUGGCAGCGGGAUUUCCGUGCUCCUCGAGCUGGCCAGGCUCUUCUCAAGGCUGUAUACCUACAAACGCACCCACGCGGGGUACAACCUGCUGUUUUUUGCCUCUGGUGGGGGCAAAUUUAACUAUCAGGGCACUAAGAGGUGGUUAGAAGACAACCUGGAUCACACAGACUCCAGCUGGCUGCAGGACAAUGUGGCCUUUGUCCUCUGCCUCGACACGCUGGGCCGAGGGAAUGGUCUGUACCUGCACGUGUCGAAGCCUCCCAAGGAGGGGACCCUGCAGUAUGCUUUCCUUCGAGAGCUUGAGAUGGUGGCUGCCAGUCAGUUCCCAGAGGUGAGCUUUUCUAUGGUGCACAAGAAAAUCAACCUGGCAGAGGACAUGCUGGCCUGGGAGCACGAGCGCUUUGCCAUCCGCCGCCUCCCGGCGUUCACGGUCUCCCACCUGGAGAGCCAUCGAGAUGGGCUGCGAAACAGCAUCAUGGAUGUCCGGUCACGGGUAGAUUCCAAAACACUCACCCGCAACACCAGAAUCAUUGCAGAGGCCCUGACCCGAGUUAUCUACAACCUGACUAAGAAGGGCACCCCUGCUGAUCUCCAGGUCUUCACAGAACAGAUGCAGAUCCAGCAGGAGCAGAUAGACUCUGUGAUGGACUGGCUCACUAACCAGCCCCGCGCCGCCCAGCUCGUGGACAAAGACAGUACCUUCCUCAACACCUUAGAAUAUUACCUGAGCCGCUACCUGAAGGAUGUCAGACAGCACCACGUGAAGGCAGACAAACGGGACCCUGAGUUUGUGUUCUAUGACCAGCUGAAGCAGGUGAUGAAUGCCUACAGGGUCAAGCCAGCCAUCUUUGAUCUACUCCUGGCCCUCUGCAUAGGAGCCUACUUGGGAGUGGCUUACUUUGCAGUCCAGCACUUUGGCCUCCUCUAUAAGACAGUACAGAGAAUAUCUUUGAAGAUGAAGCAGCAGUGAAGUGGCCCCCUCUACCCUCGCCAAGCAGCACUGAGCCAGCCACCCCGGAGGGAGCAUCCAGGAGCUUCCAUUCAGUCCAGCCACGUCUCUGCCCGUUUGUCCCCCGCCCACCCCCGUCCAGCUCGGUCCUACCUUCUGCUCUUCUCUCCACUCCAGGGCCAGGAAGGCGAGAGACCUAGAGAGUUGCCCAGGCCCGCCUUCCAGCCUCCUGCCUGCCUGCCUGCCCUGUCACUGGUGAGGCAGCUCAGCCCGAGGCCUUGCCAAAACACUGCAUUGUCGGUGUCCUAAAGCUUCCUUGGAGGGUAACAGAGGAGCUUGGGCCUGCCAGGGACACACGGGUGAGGCUUGUCCUGGGUGAGCUGAGCUCUCCCCUUUGGACCUGCCAUGCUCUAGACCUCAGAGCUCAUGUUAACAGUGCACACCUGAAUUAAAGAGAACCGGAAACUUGAGGACUCUUUCCCAGGCCGGGGGUCCUGGCUGGGCUUUCUCUCUGCCUUCACUUGGAAGGUCUGGGUGCCCAGGGAUGGGGUCAAGGCAGAGGCUUCUGCCAGAGGGCCACCAGGGAGAAGACUUUGAUUAAGACUUGGGGAGUGGGGUGAGAGCGUGGUCAAAACAUCCUAAGGCACCAGCCGUGUCCUGGCGGCCAUAGAGACCUAGCAGCACAGGGGCAUGUGAUGGGGAGACAGGGUUCGGGUUACUAGAAGGAAGGACUCCCCAGCACUGGGAGCCUGGCAGAGGUGGAAUGGGCUGCCUCGGGAGGGAGGGAGUCGGUGCCCCAGGAGGUCCAGUGACCACUCCAGCAUUCUGUGGGAAGCUCCCCUGCAGCGAGGCUUUGGGCCUUCUCUAGCUCCAAGGCCCCAGCUUUCCUGCUCCCCUGACAGCGCCUCUGUGGGAGGGGGCUCUGCCUCCAAGAGAGCACAGCCUAGGGCAGGCACUCACCGUGGAGGUGCGUCGUCUCUGCCCCUCUGCAGCCGUGGUGGCAGAGCUGGGCUCCAUCCUGGGGAGCCGGGCAGCAGCCGCAGCAGAGGAGGCUGGGAUUGUUGGGAUGCCCGGACGCUAGUUCCAGUCUGGCCGUCAUCUCCGUGUCUCCAAACCCCAGUCUCCUCUACAAUGAGGGCGUUGGACUAGAUGACCUCUAAGGUACCUUUCAGCUCUGACCUCCUGGGUUGGUCGCUCCCAUCUUUCUGCUCCUAGGAGGUUCCUUCCUCUGACAUGGGAAAGAGGAAUGUUCAGCCUGUCACAGAGAAGACAGCCCCAGAAAAUGGCAUCUCUGUUUUCAAAUAACUGAACCUCAGGCCAGAAGCAUUGGAUUUAUUUUGUGUCUCAGAAGGGAGGCCGCUAGGUGGACGUCACAGAGGGGCAGAUUGUGAUUCGCUGUCGGGAGAACAUAGCGACUUCCCAGGAAGGUGGCAAGCUGCCUGUUGUGGGAAGCCUCUUGAGCAGAAGCUGGUGCCGCCCCUUAGGAGGCUCUGCAAAGAGUUCAUGCAUGGGGUUGGGAGGGGUGGGUGAUUGCCUUCCACUUCCAAGUUCUCCAACUCCAUUCUCUCCCACCAGUUUGGCUCCUGCUUUGUGGUGCCUACACUCCAUGCAUCCAGAUUGGGCCCUUGUGUACAGGUUGACCUCUGGGGUCUGUUUGUUUGGGCAAAGGAUAUUCCAGAAAAGUUUGGGGGGCCUAGCUAGUCAGUUGAAGGCGUCAGACCUGCCCAUCAGACUGGUUCUGCUGGUCCCUACUGCAUAUGCACUUGCUACCUGCCUGCUUCUGCAUACAAGCACAGUAGCAGAGAUGGGUGGUCUCUGCCUUGAAAGAACGUGGGUUUAGUUGGGAGUCUCAGCACACAAUGGAUUAUCAUGGGAGGUCAGAGGAAGGUCAAGGUUGACUGCAGUCAUCUGGGCCUGGAGCCAGGCCUUGAAAAACAGACCAAGGAUGCUCGAGGGUGGGGUGGAGACCAGUCCUCACUGUUGCCCACCUCCAUGCUCAGGGCAGAAGCAAAUUUAGAUGACCCCAGGGGGUCUAGCACAAAGUCGGGCAUCAUCCGGUGCCAUCAGAUGCUGCCUCCAUUUUUCUACUUCCAAGGCUAAGGACAGGAGUGUGGGUGGUGGAUGUUUCCAUCUGGCUUUCCUGCUCUCCACCCCAGCUCUGGCCAAGCAGCCCUUCAGCUGCUGCGCUCGGGCUGGGGUCACUGCACAGCUGCUGUGGACAACAGUUCCCAUAUUCCUGAACUCAUGCCACCCACCACACUGCAUCCGGAAGGUGCCUCUUCACUGUUCCACUGCUCAUGGGUGGGACUGUUAUGUUCUCCUCAGGCCCUUGGUCCUUGGCAGCCUUUCCUACCCUAGCCCCCUGCCUGGCCUUGUCAGAACCUCUGGACAGGUCCUCAGGCUGCCCUCGGGUAACUGGCAUUACAGCUCAGCCUAGUGGGGGGAGCCUGGGUAGAGUUGGGAAGUCCAGAUGGUGAAGGCCCUUCUGUGCACUGGACCUCAACUUCUUUCCAAAUGAAUGCACGAUCUCUCGGGCCCCUUCUGACUGUGGUGUGCAGUGUUUUCAUCUCCGACAUGGGAUUUCUGGUAGAGAAUUUGAGGGGAGCAAUUUAAUGGGAGGGGUACUACAUUUCCUGUCAUACUCUUGGAUCCCUCCUUUAAAAUACCCUUUAUGCAGGUUCCUCUGGGAGCAAAAUGGGCCCUCUCUUCCAGAAGUCUUUGGGUGAUCCACUUACCCAUUCUGUCUUCCUGAGCCUCUGCACACAGAGGCUGAACCCAGCUCCCAAGGCAUGGUUUGGGGGUCUCCCCCACCUUUCUCUUUUUGUUUGUUUUAAAUGAGCUCUGAUGUGUUUGGGCUAAGGAGUCUUCUGCCUACGGGUGAUCAGUAAGGUCAAUAGAUUGAUCAAUUCAGGGUCCCUGCAAACUGUGGGAAGAAAUAACUUGGAAAAAUAAAGCCAUAUUGAAAGAUC